Messenger RNA from Verruconis gallopava, 1972 nucleotides. RefSeq lists its product as uncharacterized. The coding region runs from base 213 to 1826 and encodes 537 amino acids. Gene Ontology annotation, molecular function: monooxygenase activity; oxidoreductase activity, acting on paired donors, with incorporation or reduction of molecular oxygen; iron ion binding. The transcript is spliced from 3 exons. Lineage: Eukaryota; Fungi; Ascomycota; Dothideomycetes; Venturiales; Sympoventuriaceae. The record is from RefSeq and is a predicted model, not a curated record.
CCUAAGCUGACGUCGUUUGGGAAUCGGUCAUUGGACCCCGGAGUCUGGUAGCGCUGACCGUUUGUAUUCGGUUGCAUUUGACCUUGAUCGAAGAUAAAGAUGAGGCCGUUUCCUAGUUCCUGAGCUCUCUCGUCUCGUACUACUCCCUUCCCUUUUGCUCGUGGAAAUCUACAGAGCUCUUAUCCACGUACCGAGCUUUAACUGUCGCAGCUAUGAUUUCGAAAAAGCUUCUGCUUGAUUUGGCUCAUCAUCUUGGUUUUUAUAGUCUUCUUGUCUCGGGAAUUUCGUUCAUCUAUGUUCUUGGCGUGAUAGUUUAUAGACUGACGCUUCAUCCUCUCGCUAAAUAUCCCGGCCCCUUCCUAGCAAAGAUCACGGACGUGUACUUAGCCUAUCAUGCCUGGAAAGGCGAUAGACAUCUCGAAUUUUACCGUUGCCAUGAGAAAUACGGCACUCAUGUGCGAAUGGGUCCCAAUCUCCUUUCUGUCAAUACCAAUACGGCUUUGAAAACAAUCUACGGACACCGAGCAAACGUACGCAAAGCCGACUUUUACACGGCCUUCCCAGCAAACAAACAUACCUUCAACGUGCAUUCGUCUAUCGACAAGAUGGCUCAUGCUCGCAAACGCAGGGUCCUAUCUCACGCCUUCUCAGACUCCGCAAUCAAGGCCAUGGAGAGGUACGUGAUUGAUAAGGUGGAAACGUUCUGUCGGGUUCUGCCUCAAGCUCCAUUCGACCUGCUCAAGGCAGGACACAGCACCAAUGAAGUUGACGGCUGGAGCGCGCCGAAGAACAUGGCCGAUAUGUGUGACUGGCUCGCCUUCGACAUCAUGGGCGAGCUUGCAUUUGGAAAGAGUUUUGACAUGCUUGAGAGUCCGGACAACAGAUUUGCGACUGCUCUUGUUGGCAAUGCUGCACACAGACAUUUGAUUUGUGGAACCCAUCUGACCAUUCACAACUGGCAUCUUGAUAAAGUCCUCUUUCACAAGAUCGCCGCGUCUCGUGCUCAGUACAUGGCGUAUAGCAAGCAGCAGGCUCAGGAACGUACCAAGCUUGGCCUGGAUGUGGACAGGAAAGAUUUCUUCUACUACCUCCUCAAUGCAAAGGACCCAGAGACCGGGCAUGGCUUCACACCCGCAGAAUUGUGGGGUGAGAGCAACUUGCUCAUAAUAGCCGGCUCAGACACUACCUCCACGGCCUUGGCAGCCACGUUCUUUUACCUCACCCACAAUCCUGAUGUCCUCGCCAAGGCCGUCGAAGAAGUCAGAAGCACGUUCGACAGCGUUGAAGAGAUCACACACGGUCCGAAGCUGACGUCCUGCCAUUAUUUACGCGCUUGCAUUGAUGAGGCUAUGCGCAUGUCGCCCCCAGUGGGAGGUGGUCUACCGCGUCACAUCCUACCCGGCGGACUGGACGUCGACGGUAUCCACUACCCAGCCGGCAUCGAUAUUUGCGUCCCGCAUUACACCAUCCAUCACAACCCCAACUACUAUCCGGACCCAUUCAAAUACGAUCCCAGCCGCUGGCUGCCGGAGCUCGCAUCACCUGAACUGGCCAAGUACCACGAGCUUGCCCAGAGUGCCUUCUGUCCCUUUUCGAUCGGACCACGCGGGUGCAUAGGCAAGGGCCUGGCGUACGUGGAGAUGACGACGACGCUGGCAAGAACCCUGUUCAGCUUCGACAUGAGGUUAGCGCCAGGAACGACACUUGGUGAGGGGGGAGCGGAUCUUGAGGAAGGUAGAAGGCGAACGAGCGAAUACCAACUCAAGGAUACAUUUACCAGCAUGAAAGACGGGCCGCUAGUGCAGUUUAAGCCUGUAAGGAGAUGAUACGCGCCAAAAAAAAAAGUUUCCACAGAAUCAUUGAAUUUAAAAGUUACAUAUCCGAAGAGAAAUAUGUGUGAGCAUCUAUAUGUACAGCGCAACAAAAUGCUGAUCCCUUUGUAAUAUCGCACGUCACCUUCUUCAUCAUCCCA